Corythoichthys intestinalis (scribbled pipefish) is the source of this 7753-nucleotide messenger RNA. RefSeq names its product PR domain zinc finger protein 1-like. The coding region runs from base 149 to 2320 and encodes 723 amino acids. Gene Ontology annotation, cellular component: cytoplasm; nucleus. Lineage: Eukaryota; Metazoa; Chordata; Actinopteri; Syngnathiformes; Syngnathidae. Gene Ontology annotation, biological process: regulation of transcription by RNA polymerase II; cell fate commitment. Gene Ontology annotation, molecular function: DNA-binding transcription repressor activity, RNA polymerase II-specific; protein binding; RNA polymerase II cis-regulatory region sequence-specific DNA binding. The transcript has 7 exons. The record is from RefSeq and is a predicted model, not a curated record.
GCCAAGAAAGUACACGCACGCGUGCAGUUAUAGGCACGCACGCACACGCGAGGACUAGAGCGGAAUAUCGAGAGCACCGCGGCCGGCCGGCGUGCACCUGUCCCCCGCCAAGCAAGCACACGCGGAGACCCCCCGACCGGACGUCCUUAUGUGUGGAUGGGACCAAAGCUACUCGGCGACCUCUCAAAGCUCGGCCAUGUUGACCAGUGAGGGGGCGCACGCCAUGGACCAGGACUACACCCAGCCCGCCGCAAAGAUGGCGUCCACUGGCUCGGACGUCGUAAACCCUGAGUCGGACGCAGACGAUGAAGCGGACAUGACCAGCUGGACUGAAGCCGAAUUCGAGGAGAAGUGCACCUACAUCGUCAAGGAUACAGCGCGAGAGGCCGGGCCAGAGGGCGCCACUAGCGCAGCUGACGCUAGCGGCGUUAGGGCGCGUGCGUCGCUGCCCCGGAACCUCAUGUUCAAACACACAGCUGACGGAAAGGAGGUCGCGGGCGUGUGCAGCCGUGAGUACAUCCCCAAGGGAACCCGCUUCGGCCCGCUGGUGGGCCAAAUCUACACGGCCGAAAAUGUACCCAAGGACGCCAACCGCAAGUACUUCUGGCGGAUCUACGCCGACGGCGACUUCCACCAUUUUGUGGACGGUCUGGACGAGGCCCGCUCCAACUGGAUGCGCUACGUCAACCCUGCCCACUCGGCGGCCGAGCAAAACGUUGCGGCGUGCCAGAACGGAUUGGACGUGUACUUCUACACCGUCAGGCCCGUCCCGGCCGGCGCCGAGCUGUUGGUGUGGUACUGCCACGACUACGCGCGAAGGCUGCACUACCCGCCGUCUGGGGAGCUCAUGAUGCAGAAGCUUAAACGGUCGCUGUUGGAGGUGAAGCAGCAUCAGGCGUCGGACCCUUCGCCGCCCCCGCCCGCAGCCCCCAGACCCCCCAAGAGGGAGCACAGCGUCUUAUCCAUCCUGCGCGAUGUCCCCAAAAGCGAGCCGAGCCGACCGCUGCCCACCCGAGCGCGUUGCGCUUACAGUCCGGAGCGCCCUCUGUACCCACAGGCGCUCUACCCGACACUUAGGGGACAUCCUGAGGAUUUCCUCAAAACUGGGGGACUGGGGUACCCGCGUUCACCAGGCGACCAAUCCUCAGCGACGCCCAGUCCGUCAGCGAGGAGCAGCCCGGAAAGCAGCCCCCAGGGGAGCCCGUACGGAUUGAGUCCGUACCCCAGCUACUCGCCUCCGUCCGCCGCCCCGCUGUCACCCUUCUACGCCCCGGGGGCGCCCUACUCUCGCUACCUCCUGCCGCACCACUACGCACCCCCCGUGGGCGGCGUCUACCCCAGGAUGUACCCGCUCUACCUGCCGCCACACGUGCCCCUCCUGCCCUCGGACGCAGCCGGGCGGCGCUUCCUGAUGUCGGACGCCGCCCACCCGCAGAGGGACCUCCUCUUACCGGCUCCCACCAGCGCCUUUUCGGCCGCCGCGUCCCUCAAGGACAAGGCGGCCGCGCAUCGGCCUUACGCUGGCCUUCGCUCGCCGUCCACCGGGUGCCCGGCCGCGGGGGUCCCCGCCGAGCGGGUCCUCGGCAAACUGUGCGACUCGGACGAAGAGGCGGUCAAUCUGGUGAAGGUGAAGCGGGGCGUCGGUUCGGCAGGGUACAAGGCGCUGCCUUACCCGCUGAAGAAGCACAACGGGAAAAUCAAGUACGAGUGCAACGUGUGCACCAAGACCUUCGGACAGCUGUCCAAUCUUAAGGUCCACCUCCGUGUCCACAGUGGCGAGCGACCGUUCAAAUGUCAGACUUGCAACAAGGGCUUCACGCAACUAGCCCACUUGCAGAAACACUACCUGGUCCACACGGGGGAGAAACCGCAUGAGUGCCAGGUAUGUCACAAGCGCUUCAGCAGCACCAGCAACCUAAAGACGCACCUGCGCCUCCACUCUGGGGAGAAGCCGUACCACUGCAAACUCUGCCCGGCUAAGUUCACGCAGUUCGUCCACCUCAAGCUCCACAAGCGCCUGCACUCUCGCGAGCGCCCCCACAAGUGCCCGCAGUGCCACCGCCACUACAUCCACCUGUGUAGCCUCCGCCUCCACCUCAAAGGCUACUGCCGCACGUCCGGCGCCGAGGAAGUCCAACGCGCCAACGAGGAAAUCGAACGCUUCGACUUGAGCGAGCACGCCGAGCAACUGGAGCGGCUCCGGGGCGGCGCCGAGUUGGACGCCGUGCUAGAGAAGCAGGUUUUGGGGGCCGUGUGGCGCCAGACCUCCGUCAUCAAGGCGCGCCACGGACUGUCCGUCAAGCAGGAGGCGGAUCCGUAAGGGACCACUUCAGGGACUCGCUACUCAGGGCUGAAAUUUGACAAUCAUCCUCCUAAGGUCUUCAUUUCCACAUUUUUUAAUUUAUUUCCAGAACAUUCUUCAGGGUUUACAAGAAUGAUUACGCCAUUUGCCCCUUUAACCACUUAACUCAUUCACUGCCACUGACAGCGAUGAAGCGGUGUUUCAGUGCCAUUGACGGCGAAUGACAUCCAAUUCAUUUGGACUUCACAAACCACUGAGUCUUAUGACCACACAAAGAAAGAAAAAAAAUGGCCUACAAGAAUACACUUGUGAUAUUUCGAGAUUUAAAUCUUAAUAUCACGGGAAUCAAAUUAGAUUAUCACAAGAUUGAAGUCAAAAUAUUCCAUAAAUUUACGUAAUACAAUAUAUAUGGAUGCUAAAUCGUAUUAGUACGACUUUACGUACGUUAAGUUGUAAAAAUACAUAGUUUAAGUCAUAUAUCGGAAUAUUACAAGAUUGAAAUUGUAGUACGAGACGAAAAAGUCACAAUAUUACGAGGUUAAUGUCGUAAUGUUAUGUAACUCCAUAAUUUACGCAAAAUAUAUACUGCACGACUACGUUGUAUUAUAACGAAUUGACGUAAUAUUACGAUUUAAGUCAUAUUAUUACAAGAAUUCAAUCAUACAACAUAAUAUUGCCAGAUUAAACUCAUAAUAUUACAUAACUUUAUUUACUCUGCGUAAUUUGAAUGGAUGCAGUACGGAUGAAUUGUAAAAUUGCGAAUCAAAGUAACUUUACGAGAUUUAAGUAAUAAUGUUACGAGAUUUAAAUCAUACAUCGCAAUAUCUCGAGACUAAACUCUUAACAUUUCGACCUUUCCCUGCCGUUCAGCUCGUAAAGUUAUGACUUUUUUAUUGCCGUAAUAUUACGUAACAUUAAGUACGUUACGUUGAGUACGUUAAAUUGUAAAAAUACAUAGUUUAAGUCAUAUAUCGUGAUAUUACGAGAUUAAAAUUGUUGUACGAGACGAAAAAGUCACAAUAUUACGAGGUUAAUGUCAUAAUGUUAUGUAACUCCAUAAUUUACGCAAAAUAUAUACUGCACGACUACGUUGUAUUAUAACGAAUUGACGUAAUAUUACGAUUUAAGUCAUAUUAUUACAAGAAUUCAAUCAUACAACAUAAUAUUGCCAGAUUAAACUCAUAAUAUUACAUAACUUUAUUUACUCUGCGUAAUUUGAAUGGAUGCAGUACGGAUGAAUUGUAAAAUUGCGAAUCAAAGUAACUUUACGAGAUUUAAGUAAUAAUGUUACGAGAUUUAAAUCAUACAUCGUAAUAUCUCGAGACUAAACUCUUAACAUUUCGACCUUUCCCUGCCGUUCAGCUCGUAAAGUUAUGACUUUUUUUAUUGCCGUAAUAUUACGUAACAUUAAGUACGUUACGUUGAGUACGUUAAAUUGUAAAAAUACAUAGUUUAAGUCAUAUAUCGUGAUAUUACAAGAUUAAAAUUGUUGUACGAGACGAAAAAGUCACAAGAUUACUAGGUUAAUGUCUUAAUGUUAUGUAACUCCAUAAUUUACGCAAAAUAUAUAUUGCACGACUACGUUGUAUUAUAACGAAUUGACGUAAUAUUACGAUUUAAGUCAUAUUAUUACAAGAAUUCAAUCAUACAACAUAAUAUUGCGAGAUUAAACUCAUAAUAAUACAUAACUUUAUUUACUCUGCGUAAUUUGAAUGGAUGCAGUACGGCUGAAUUGUAAAAUUGCGAAUUAACGUAACUUUACGAGAUUUAAGUAAUAAUGUUAUGGGCUUUAAAUCAUACAUCGUAAUAUCUCGAGACUAAACGCUUAACAUUUCGACCUUUCUCUGCCGUUCAGCUCGUAAAGUCAUGACUUUUUUAUUGCCGUAAUAUUACGUAACUUUGCGUACUUUACGUAAUAUGUAUGCACUGCAACGUUGUAUUAUUACAAAUUAACGUAAUUUUACGUACUUUACGAGAUUAAAGUCAUAAUAUUACAAGAAAAAAUUCUUAAUAUUUCGAGAGUAAAGUCAACAUAUUACUUAACUAUUACGAGAUUAUCUUAAUACUUUUUGUAAUAUGCAUGACGCAGCACGGCUAUGUUUUAUUAUUAUGAAUUAACGAAAUACAUACUUCCCAUGUUUUAACACAUAAUAUUACAAUAUUUCAAUCAUACAUCGUAAUAUUAUGAGACUAAAGGAUAAAAUAUUACAAAUUUUUUUCUUGAAGUAUUACGAGAUUAAUUUCAUGAUAUUACAUAACUUUAUUUAGGAAAUAUAUGAUAUUUAGCAUGGCUAAAUUGUAUUAUUAAAACUUUACAAAGCCUUGUAUUCGUUUCGAGAUUUAAAUCGCGGUAUUACGAUAUUUAAUUCCUAAACCGUAAAAUUAUGAGAAUAAGGUUUUUUCUCGUAAUGCUACAUUAUUCUUGUAAAAGUACAAUUUUUUUCUCGUAAUAUUACGACUAUAAUCUCGUAAUCGUACAACUUUGUUGUUGUAAGCCAAUUUUCGUCAUAAAUAUAUUGCGAAAAAGUCGCAAUUUAAUGAGAUUAUCAUAAUAUUACCUAACUCUACGUACUUUGCGUAGUAUGUAUGGCACAACAUGGCUAUGUUUUAUGAUUACGAAUUAAUGUAACUUUACGUUCUUUAGGAGAUUUAUGUCAUAAAAUUACAAGAGUUCAACCGUACAUUGUAAUAUUACGAGAUUGAAGUCGUAAUAUUACAAGAAAAAAAUCGUAAUAUUAUGAGAUUAAAGUCAUAAUAUACAUCUUUUUACAAUAAUUUUACAUCACUUUAUUUACUUUACAUAAUAUAUAGACGAAUGCAGCUCGGCUAUAUUGUAAUAUUGUGAAUUAACGUAAAUGUACGUACUUUACGACAAUUAAAUCAUACAUCGUAACUUGGGCUGCAGCUAUCGAAUAUUUUAGUAGCCGAUUAAUCGAUGGACUAGUUAGUUCGAAUAAUCGAGUAAUCGGAUAAGGGACACGAAAAAGUAAGAUACCUGAGCUGAGCCUGAAACGGUCUAAAAAAAUAAAAAUAAAAAUGAGGAUCUAUGUCCACCAAAAGAACAAAUGGCUAAUUUACGCAGAAAAAGUCCGCUAGCUUUAACUGUAUUAAAAUGCUUGUUUUUUUUGUUUUUUUUUCUUUCUUUCUACAAUGCUCUUAACAAAUGGUUCAGACACAUAUCUCCACACAAAAAAAAAAAAAAACGGCUGAAUAUACCUAUAAACUAAAUCAUGAAUGCAUUAAAAAAAGAUUAGCUCAAACAAAAACUUAGCUUACGUUGGUCUUAACAGGGAACAGUGGGAUUCAGCCAUGUGAAAAGAGGCAGACCAGAGGGCAGUGUAUCAACCCUAAUCAAUAAAACUAAAUGUAAACACUUUCAAAAUAAACCAUUACAAUGCCACUUUAAUUAAACGAAUACUCGAAGCAACAAAAUUUAAUUUGAAUAUUUAUUUUUAAUCGAAUACUCGAGUUAAUCGAUUAAUCAUUGCAGCACUAAUCGUAACAUUUUUCUCAUAAUGUUACGACUUAUCUCGUAAUAUUACAACUUUGUUGUUGUAGGCCUAUUUUCAUCAUAAAUCGUAAUAUGUACGAAAAAGUCGCAAUAUUACGACAUUGUUUUCAUAUCACGUAGCUUAUAUCACGUACGAAGUACGUAUGGAGGCAGCAAGGCUAAAUCAUUAUUUUGCGAUUAUGCUAGCAAAUUUUUAAAUCAACUUUUUCAGUACAAAUAGACAUCCAAUCAUGUGUUUCGUUUCAUCCUUUUUAAACAAACGUUCCAAACACGUUACCGUCUAUCCGUGUCGCCUUCAUAAUGCGAAUUAUUUUUAAACCAGAAUAACGUAGAAAAAUGCUCGUCUUUAUUCAAUGCUUCAUUGCGUGAAUCCACUCACGUUUUGACGCUCACGUCAUUUUUUCGAUUAAAAACCCGAUCCUUUUCACCUGAUUCCGAUCAACUGAAAAAUGGCGCGAUUGGCCCGAUUUCCAAUCAUGUGACCUUAAAUUUAAGAUUUGAUACCGAUACUAACAAUUCAAAUGGAUUGGACAUAUAGCGCCGUCAAUGACAGACACUCAUUUAAUUCAUGAAAUAAUUUUAAAGCUGUUUUAACAGUAGCAAGUGUGUUAACAUAUUCCCUUAGUUUGCGUGUCCUAUGUAGUAAUAUGACAUUAAGUUAUGCGGUAAACGUAAAGAAAAUUUCAAGUAACUCUGGUUCAUCUAUCACCAUCAAUGGCAGUCAAUGACUUAAUCAUUUAAAUAACAGGAACAAAGGGCAAGUGUGUGUGCGUGUGUCACAACAGUUACCUCAGAGUGUGUGUGUGAAAGUGCGAGCGAGUGACGGGAAAGGCUAAAGGCGGAACUUUUUUGCUAUUUAUUUGCUCUUUGGCUACUUGAAGAAGAAGAAAUGAAAGUGGAAUGCAGCUGGUCAACAUGUAGCACAUGUUUUUGUUUUGUUUUUAUUUUCGGAUGAUGGUGACGCGGAUGGGACGAUCCAAACCAAAGUUGACUUCCCGUAAAAGCAGGAAGAAUGUGAAGAAGGGACUUUGAAUGGAGUUUUAUUUAUUUUAUUCUUCAUGAUUUUUUCUUUGUUUUGUAUGGUAAUGUUUGGUUUUUAUUUGUAAGUAAUGAAUGAUGUUGUGUGAGAGACUAUGAACCAAAGUGGAUCAGAUUUCCGAACUGUAAACGUAUAAAAUAAUGCAAGAUUUUAUAAAAUGGAUGUUGUUCCUUUUUUUCCUGUUAAUUGAAAUUUUUUUUAAUUGUAAUUAAAUUCUAAGAUUAUUUUUCAUAAGAUUGUGUGACACUCCAAACCAAAGUUGAAAAUGUCCAAAGUGGGAAGAAUUUCAAGAAAGGGAUUUCAAAAAGAAAGAAAAAAAAAAAGAAAAAAAAAAGAAAGAAAGGGCUUUAGUUUUUAAAAAUAAUUUAGUUUUUUUUUUUUCUCUCUCUCUCAUUUGAAUGUUUUGAACCCCUAAUUUUCUGUUUUCUUUUUUGUUUUUAAUUUCUUAAUUUUAUUUUGAAUUUUAUUAGUCCUUUUUUUUUUUAACAGAAUUUGGAUUUUAAUUGAAUUCUUAAAUUAUUGAUUUGACGUUUAUCUUCAAUUUCGGUUGCAUUUUUUAAUUUGUGAACAAUUUUAUUCCUAAUUGUUUUAUUUUUAAAGUUUUUUAUUUUAUUUUUUUUAGCCCAAAUUUUCAGUUGUUGUUGUUUUUUUUUUAUUUCUUAAUUUUAUUUUAAAUUUUAUUUGCCCCAUUGUUUUUUAAAUUAAAUUCUUAAAUUAUUGAAUUGACGUUUACCUUUAAUUUGCGUUUCAUUUUUAAAAAAUUUGAACAAUUUUAAUCGUUUAAUUUUUAAUAUUUUCUAAUUUUUUAAUUAAAAAUUUUUUUAAAUUAGUUUUUUAACCCCUAAUUUUCAGUUUUAUCUUAUUCAUUUUUUUUACUUUUAGUUGUAUUUUAAAUUUUAUU